Messenger RNA from Brachypodium distachyon (stiff brome), 876 nucleotides. RefSeq lists its product as uncharacterized. The coding region runs from base 91 to 522 and encodes 143 amino acids. The transcript is spliced from 2 exons. The record is from RefSeq and is a predicted model, not a curated record. Lineage: Eukaryota; Viridiplantae; Streptophyta; Magnoliopsida; Poales; Poaceae.
UCGCCGCUCUGUUAUCUAUCUAUCUCUCGCCCGACCACUCUGCUGCUCGCGCGCCGCUUGAGCCACAGGGCCUCUCUCCGCCGCCCGUCCAUGGCUUCCCCUUCCCGAGCCCUCGCCGCCCUAUCCAUCCAGCCGCGCCUCGGCGGUGGACGGCCUAGCAUCCGGUUCGCCGCCGGGCCGGUGGGGCGCCGGCCCAUGGUGGUGCGGGCCGGCGGGCCGCCCAGCACCAACGUGCUCAUCCUCGCCUUCGUGCUGCCCCUCUCCCUCUUCGUCGGCACCCUCGUCGCCGCCGCCCGCGUCGCCGACGACCUCGACGAGCGCUUCCUAAGGGAGAUGGAGAUCAACGAGGCGAUACUGGAAGAGAACGAGGCCGCUACAGAGGAAGCAGGCGAGACCGAAGACGACGGUGGAGAAUACGACGGAGAUCAGGAGUCCGUGGAGCCGGCGGUGGAGAAGGAGCAGGUUCUUGUCACUGCUGGUGGCCGGCGCACCAGGAACAGGCCGAAAAGGGAAGUGUAUUAGUUAGACUCGAGAAAAAGGUGCUGCAUAUAUUUCUGCUGAUUCUGCAUGAUAAUCUUCCAAGGAAUGUUUGCAAAUGCCUCAGUUUGAUCGACAAAGUAUGCGAUUAUGCAUGUGUGAUAUCCUAAGCUUCAGAACAGAAGUAGAGUAUAUUUAGAUUGAGCAGCUGAAACCAGGAUACAUGUUAGUUUUGACGUUUUUGGGGUAAGAACUGUGUCUCGUCUCUCUUAGGCAUUACUGUUUCAGAAUCAGAUCGAACAGCUGAAACCUUUCGCCCCCCAUUCUAUUUGUGCAUUACAUAUACAAAUCAUAUACAUACAUGAUAUUACAUCGAAGAAGUGUAUUUGUUCCACACUC